Bactrocera dorsalis (oriental fruit fly) is the source of this 2780-nucleotide messenger RNA. RefSeq lists its product as uncharacterized. Gene Ontology annotation, molecular function: DNA binding. The record is from RefSeq and is a predicted model, not a curated record. NCBI's taxonomy places the organism in Eukaryota, Metazoa, Arthropoda, Insecta, Diptera, Tephritidae. The transcript has 4 exons. Bases 1257 to 2780 code for a protein of 507 amino acids.
CUUAGAACAAUAGAAGCGCACUAUCAGUACAACGGACAAUAGCAACCCAAAUAUUUAUUUAUUAGUAAACAACCAGCAGCGAUAAGCAUAGCCUAUAUAAGCAACUGGAACAAUAGCCUCGAGGUCACUUUAUCAUUAUCGACUGCCGAGUAACAAGUUACCACUUAAAACACUUGUACAGUUUAAGUGUAAUAUUCAAUAUUGAAGUACAUGUGAAUACGGUGAAAUAUUAUACAAAUAAAGAAUCAGUCAGAACCAAUCUCAUUGCCUAACUUAAAAUUUAUAUUUAUUUUAUUCCUAACGAGUAAAUAAAUUAACUGGCACCCAACGUGGGGCAGCAACAAAAAAGGAUCAUCAAUAAUAUUCUUAGUCAUUCUGCCUGAAAGGGAAGAACCUAGUCCCUGGAAACAAAAAAGGAUUCAUUUAAACCAUCCAAGAAGUUUACCAGUGCAUCAUCCCACACAACGUCAAUCAAAAGGGAUUCACAUAAAAAUCAUAAUACGACAACAAAUUGAAAGUAAAGGAUCAAUAUACCAUGCUUGGGAAACAACACGCUUUCAUAAAAAGAAUACCAUAUCAAGCAGCGCUCCAAGAAUACAACGGGAGACCGAUCUUUAGUAAAAUAAAUCAGCAAAUAAAUCAGCAAGAUGACAGAAGAAGCAAAUUUAAGUGCAUUAACCAACGCAAUCGCCGAUCUGCAACGACAGUUAUCCGAACUACAAAUAGGAAGAAGUGCAACCAUUCCACAACGAACAGAACAAAUAUGUUCUUACACCAGACCAGAAGAAGUGGAUCUGAAUAUGUUUAAAUCAAUAACAUAAUUUAAUGGUAAUUGCCAGUGUUUAAAUUGCUGCAGUCGAAGUAGCAAAAGUCGUAGAAUUUUUGCUUUUUACUGCUUCGACUUCUUUUAACUGUUUCAAAUUUGCUUUUGCUUUUGCUUUUGCUUAUGCUUUAGAAAAAGCAGCAGUCGCAAGCAAAGCAAAAGCAGAAAACAAUUAUUAGGAAAAUGCGCAGCACUUUUGAGGUCAUUGGUUUGCAGUUUUUUACAUUGCUUUGCUUGUGUUUGAUCAGCUGCACAAACCAAAGCAAAAGCGUUAUACGAGUACAUAUUUGCUUCGCAAGUUGUCAGCAGUCGCAGUCGCGAAACAGUUUUUUCGAUCAUUUUAAAACUGUUAAUCACUUCGACAGUUUUAAAUUAUUUUGCUAUUUAAGGGCACAUUGAAAAAAUUGAUGGUCAUUAGUUUUUCUUAACUGCAAUGGGGCGGAGCAAGCAAUCGGAAAUUUGGCAGUUUUUUGAUAACAAUCCAGACGACGGUUUUGCUACAUGCAAAACUUGUAAAAAUAAACUAAAAAAUAAUAGACUGUCGAACUUAAAAACACAUUUAAUUAAAAUACACAGUAUAAAUGUUUCAUUGAAUAAUACAGAACUAUCGGAAACUUCUUCGAUAACUUCUUUAUCAAAAGUAAUAGUGAAAAAAAAAGUAACAAUUAAGAUUAAUAAAAAGCAGCUACUGAGAUCAUAUAUUGGUCUAGUCACCGAAGAUUCUAUUCCGUUUAAUGUGCUAAAUUCGGUAAAUAUGAAACAUAUUUUGAAUCCUAUUUGUGAAGGACUUUUUGCUGCAGACGGAAAACAAAGAUGUUUGAAUGCUUCAAACUCCAAGAAGACUUUACAGAUCGUUGCUAACAAUAUUCGAAACGACAUAACAGCAGAAGUGAAAAAAAGACUGUUAUCGUUAAAAAUAGACAGUUCUACGCGGCUAUACCGAAACAUUUUUGGCAUUAGUGCGCAAUUUAUAACAAAUGUGCUGAUAAAAUCACGCGUUCUAGGAAUGGUAGAAUUGAAGGGUGCUAGAUCGAGUACUAGCAAAAAUCUAGCCAUGGAAAUUAUAAAAACCUUAAAAAAAUACGACAUUACUUUAAGACAAAUAGUGUCAGUUACAUCGGAUAAUGGCGCAAAUAUGCUUAAAGCAACUAAAAUAUUGUCUUUUGUUUGGCAAGAAGAAUUGGAAGAAAAUGAAGCAGAUUGCGCGAAUGAUGAGUAUCUUAAAAAAAUCGAACUUGUUGAGGAAAUGCUAGAUAUGCUAUUGGGCGAUAUUCAAGUUUGCCGUUGCGCUGCUCAUACUUCACAGCUUUGGGCGCUCGACGUAACAAAAUCCUCAGCUGUAACAAAGUACCUAUUAACAUGCCGAAUGGUAGAAUUGAAGGGUGCUAGAUCGAGUACUAGCAAAAAUCUAGCCAUGGAAAUUAUAAAAACCUUAAAAAAAUACGACAUUACUUUAAGACAAAUAGUGUCAGUUACAUCGGAUAAUGGCGCAAAUAUGCUUAAAGCAACUAAAAUAUUGUCUUUUGUUUGGCAAGAAGAAUUGGAAGAAAAUGAAGCAGAUUGCGCGAAUGAUGAGUAUCUUAAAAAAAUCGAACUUGUUGAGGAAAUGCUAGAUAUGCUAUUGGGCGAUAUUCAAGUUUGCCGUUGCGCUGCUCAUACUUCACAGCUUUGGGCGCUCGACGUAACAAAAUCCUCAGCUGUAACAAAGUACCUAUUAACAUGCCGACAAACAGUUUAUGUGAAACAAAACCGACGAAAUAAAACAAAUCCACGGCAUUUGAAGAAAACAAUACAAGAGAAUCGUGAGGACACAAUUUUAACAACGGAGGGGAAGAUCGUACACAAGGCCAACCUCAGAAACAAUGAUGAAGACAACGCUGACAUUAAUCCUAGCAACAUCCUUAGCUCAGGAAAUAACCGACUUACAAGAUCGCAAGUACGUGUUAACCGAGACUGA